Messenger RNA from Humulus lupulus (European hop), 1003 nucleotides. RefSeq lists its product as uncharacterized. NCBI's taxonomy places the organism in Eukaryota, Viridiplantae, Streptophyta, Magnoliopsida, Rosales, Cannabaceae. The record is from RefSeq and is a predicted model, not a curated record. The coding region runs from base 224 to 586 and encodes 120 amino acids. The transcript has 2 exons.
GGUAUAGCUUCUUGACAAACUAAAAUAGCUUAUUUAAUCAUUUGGAGAUAGAAUUGUAUUUAGGAAAAAUAAAAAUAAAAUUAAAAAAAGCAGCAAAUUCUUUCUGUUCAACAUACGACAAGAAACAACCUGUCGUCUUCAAUCAUGGCAAGGUGAUUUUUCAGCCAAGGUGCUUUGAUCCAUCUCGCUGAGGGAGCUGGAUCUUGAAGAGUGGUCAUCUUCUAUGAGGAAUCUGGAUCUCAAUCUCAACUACUUCAGAAAGGGAGACGCAUGGGUGCAUGUUCUUAAGGUCUCCAUCUUUGCGGUAUUUUUCUUCUCUAGGUUGGUCGAGCUUGCUCUGUCUCGCCGGAUUACCAUGUUUCCUACCAGAGUUAAUGGAACAGUGGCGAGUUCUUCUUCUUUGGUUGAUGUUCUAGGCUGGAAAUUGCCUCUCAAGCUUGUUUUGAUCCGACAUAGGUCUGAGUUGUCCCCACCAAUAUUGCAUCUGUUGGACCAGCAUCUUCUAAAUAAGGCAACUCUUCGACAAUCAAGAAUAAAUUCUAUGAUUCUUGCCUUUAUUAGAAGAAUUCUUUCUCAGCCUUUGUGAGCACGAAAAAUGACUCUAUAAAUAGGGCUGUAAAGGCAGUGAGAAAAGCGAACUCUUUGGUGCAUUAUUUGUGAGCUUUAUUGUAAUAUUUAUGAGAGUUUCUCUUUGUAUUCAAGAUCAUAAGUAUUCAUGUGAUCUUGUAGAAUUAUGUGUGUUUAGUUUUUAGUGGUGAGUUUAUACCAUGUUCAUGAGUGAAUACACAUUGUAAUUUGAACACAACGUUUGUAGUCUUCGGGAGAAGAUUUUUACAAGCCUUGCGUCAGGAGGAUGCAAGCACUCACUGGCCAUUGAAGGGAGUUCAAGUGGUUGAGCGUUUCAAUCAAGAUCAGAUUAGUGAAGAGAAGUACAACAAGUUGCGGCAAAUCUCAAGAGGGAGUCUUGUUUUGUUUAUGUCAAUGUUUUGUACUUGUAAUUCUU